CGAGCCCGGGCUCGAUUUGCAAGCUCUCUGAGCCUGCGUCCGCCGAGGGGGAGGGCUUCCUCGGCCCGGCCGGAGUUGCUGCUGGGGGCUUGUGGCUCACAGCGCAAACGACUGUCAAGAGGGCAGCAGAGUGGAGCUGCCGGAAGUGUCUGCGCGACGCGAGAGAAACUUUCCUGCUCCGGCCGCGGCCCGGAGCCUCGCAGCCUCAGUGUCCGGAGCGACGAUGCGUCCUGAUGACAACGACUUGAGCAGCCCCGCGCCUCGGUCGGUCGCCCGCGCUUGUCUCGCCUCGGGGGAAGAAGACUGAGCUUGGGGGCGUCCGCGCGCCGCGGGAACUCGGCGCAGGCGGCGCGCGGCGGCCCGUUUCCUUUGCGCCUUCUCCUCGCGACCCGGCGCGUUCCCCGAGAUCGCGCGUCCUCAGCGCCAGCCGCGGUCGCCGGCUGCCCUCGCCCUGACCGCCGGCGGGGACGUGUCCCCGGCCGCCGCUGGCAGUGCUUGUGCCAUGGGGCUGCCCACUCUGGAGUUCAGCGAUUCCUACUUAGACAGCCCGGAUUUCAGAGAGCGCCUGCAGUGUCAUGAGAUUGAGCUGGAGCGAACCAACAAGUUCAUCAAGGAGCUCAUUAAAGACGGCUCUCUGCUCAUCGGGGCGCUGAGGAAUCUGUCUAUGGCCGUACAGAAAUUCUCCCAGUCACUACAAGAUUUUCAGUUUGAAUGUAUUGGUGAUGCUGAAACAGAUGAUGAAAUUAGUAUUGCUCAGUCAUUAAAAGAAUUUGCCAGACUGCUGAUUGCAGUAGAAGAAGAAAGGAGAAGACUGAUUCAAAACGCUAAUGAUGUAUUAAUUGCGCCACUUGAGAAAUUCCGAAAAGAACAAAUAGGUGCAGCAAAAGAUGGAAAGAAGAAAUUUGACAAGGAGAGUGAAAAGUACUAUUCUAUUCUUGACAAGCAUUUAAAUUUAUCUGCAAAGAAAAAGGAGUCUCAUUUGCAAGAGGCAGAUAUACAGAUUGAUCGAGAACAUCAAAACUUCUAUGAAGCUUCACUGGAAUAUGUCUUCAAAAUUCAAGAGGUUCAAGAAAAAAAGAAGUUUGAAUUUGUUGAACCGCUUUUGUCAUUCCUUCAAGGCUUAUUCACUUUUUAUCACGAGGGAUAUGAACUCGCACAGGAAUUUGCCCCGUAUAAGCAGCAGCUGCAGUUCAACUUGCAGAACACAAGGAAUAAUUUUGAAAGCACUCGUCAAGAGGUAGAGCGGUUGAUGCAAAGAAUGAAAUCUGCCAACCAAGACUACAGGCCACCUAGUCAGUGGACGAUGGAAGGCUAUCUUUAUGUCCAAGAAAAACGACCACUUGGUUUUACCUGGAUUAAACAUUAUUGUACUUAUGAUAAAGGAAGUAAAACAUUUACAAUGAGCGUUUCAGAAAUGAAAUCCAGUGGAAAAAUGAAUGGCCUUGUUACUAGCUCACCAGAAAUGUUUAAAUUAAAAUCUUGUAUCCGACGAAAGACAGAUUCCAUUGAUAAGCGAUUCUGCUUUGACAUAGAAGUAGUUGAAAGGCAUGGGAUCAUCACAUUGCAGGCCUUCUCAGAAGCUAAUAGGAAACUUUGGCUCGAAGCCAUGGAUGGGAAGGAGCCGAUUUACACCUUGCCUGCCAUUAUUAGCAAGAAAGAAGAAAUGUACUUAAAUGAAGCAGGGUUCAACUUUGUGAGAAAAUGCAUUCAAGCUGUGGAAACAAGAGGUAUCACCAUUUUAGGCCUCUACCGAAUAGGAGGAGUGAACUCUAAAGUCCAGAAACUCAUGAACACCACGUUUUCUCCAAAAUCCCCUCCUGAUAUUGAUAUUGAUAUUGAACUAUGGGACAAUAAGACAAUAACAAGUGGGCUGAAAAACUACCUCAGGUGUCUUGCUGAACCACUGAUGACUUACAAGUUGCACAAAGAUUUUAUUGUUGCUGUUAAAUCUGAUGACCAAAACUACCGUGUGGAAGCCGUCCAUGCAUUGGUGCACAAAUUGCCAGAGAAAAACCGAGAGAUGCUGGACAUCUUGAUAAAGCACCUGGUCAAAGUAUCAUUACAUAGCCAACAGAAUCUCAUGACUGUCUCAAACCUUGGUGUCAUAUUUGGCCCAACUCUAAUGAGAGCACAGGAAGAAACUGUGGCUGCCAUGAUGAAUAUUAAAUUUCAGAAUAUAGUGGUUGAAAUCCUGAUUGAACACUAUGAAAAGAUUUUUCAUACUGCCCCAGACCCAAGCAUUCCUCUUCCUCAGCCUCAGUCACGAUCUGGAUCCCGGAGGACACGUGCAAUCUGCCUCUCUACGGGUUCUCGGAAGCCCAGAGGGAGGUAUACGCCCUGCUUGGCUGAACCAGAUAGUGACUCCUAUAGCAGCAGCCCUGAUAGUACACCUAUGGGUAGCAUUGAAUCACUCUCCUCUCACUCAUCUGAACAAAACAGUACUCCGAAGUCUGCUUCCUGCCAGACCCGGGAGAAAUCUGGUGGGAUCCCCUGGAUUGCAACCCCAUCAUCUGCCAGUGGACAGAAAAGCCUUGGUCUCUGGACAACUAGUCCUGAAUCGAGUUCUAGAGAAGAUGCAACCAAAACGGAUGCGGAAUCAGACUGCCAGAGCGUAGCCUCGGUCACUAGCCCGGGGGACGUUUCCCCACCAAUAGACCUGGUCAAGAAGGGGCCCUAUGGGCUAUCGGGGCUGAAAAGAUCCUCAGCUUCCUCCCUCAGAUCCAUCUCUGCACCUGAAGGAAACAAGAGCUACAGUGGCUCCAUUCAAAGCUUAACUUCCAUAGGCUCCAAAGAGACGCCCAAAGCCCCACCAAACCCAGACCUGCCUCCAAAAAUGUGCAGGAGGUUAAGGUUAGACACCGCCUCGAGCAAUGGCUAUCAGCGACCUGGCUCGGUAGUGGCAGCAAAAGCCCAGCUGUUUGAAAAUGUUGGUUCAGUUAAGCCAGUUUCUUCUGGGCGCCAAGCCAAAGCUAUGUAUUCCUGUAAAGCAGAGCACAGCCAUGAGCUCUCCUUCCCACAGGGGGCGAUAUUUUCUAAUGUGUACCCAUCGGUGGAACCAGGAUGGUUAAAAGCAACUUAUGAAGGCAAAACAGGACUAGUCCCAGAAAAUUAUGUUGUCUUCCUCUAAUACUACUUAGUGGAUGGCAGUAUCUUCAUGGUAUCCAUGGUAAUGAAUAAUAAGUGCUAUGAUUUUAUCUGACACAGAUAUGGGGAUCAGCCCACUAAGUGAAAGCUGUUGAUUUCUACCAAGUUCUAUACCAGCAGACUGUGUAGCUCCCUAUUAAUAGAAAAAGGAAAAACAAAACGUUUAAAUUGUUGGCCAGUCAUUUAUUGGCUGGUUUCUUAUUUACAGAUAUCUUGCCUUGGUUUUUUUUUUUUUUUUUAAAUAAUACGUAACUCUGCAGUGUCUCGCCCAUAAUGAUUGCAGAAUCUCAAAUACUAUGUUAAGCACUAUAUCCCAGAAAUUUGGAAACUAGAAUUGCGCUGUAAAAAUUUUCGAGAUCUUUUACUGCCUGGCAUUUGCUGAGGAACCUUGAAAUCAUUACUUUGAAAUAUAAUUUAAACUGUU
This is a messenger RNA of Loxodonta africana (African savanna elephant), 3568 nucleotides long. RefSeq names its product Rho GTPase activating protein 42 (gene ARHGAP42). Gene Ontology annotation, biological process: signal transduction. The record is from RefSeq and is a predicted model, not a curated record. Lineage: Eukaryota; Metazoa; Chordata; Mammalia; Proboscidea; Elephantidae. Gene Ontology annotation, molecular function: protein binding; GTPase activator activity. The transcript is spliced from 24 exons. The coding region runs from base 503 to 3127 and encodes 874 amino acids. Gene Ontology annotation, cellular component: cytoplasm.